This is a messenger RNA of Penicillium olsonii, 1062 nucleotides long. The record is from the annotation of a GenBank genome assembly. Lineage: Eukaryota; Fungi; Ascomycota; Eurotiomycetes; Eurotiales; Aspergillaceae.
AUGCCGCAGUCAUCUUCCGCGGAGCAACCUGCGACAUCAAGCCAACGCAGUGUACCGAUCUCAUUUACAGGACAGCCCCGAACACAGCCCCGAACGGUCACCAAGCUCACCGUCCUUGAAAAGCAGCUGGAGAAAAUAGCGUGGGCACGAAGCAAGGCAUACGCACGUCGGAUCAGUCUCUUGGUAUGCUGGGAAAGGGACAGAACUGGCGCUCAAGACGACCUUUUGACGAUGGAUGGCAUGCUGAAAGAGCUUGGGUUCGAGUGUGUGACAUUCGUGAUUAAGAAUGAUGAUCAAACACCUGCCUGGACCCUCUCCAGGGAAAUUCUGUCACUCCUUGACCCUCAAGUUAAGGCAUCACUGCCAUCUCUGUUCUGCUGCUACUAUGCUGGUCAUGGUGACAUUUCCAAUAGUUCUCUGAGGGAAGAGAUCUCGUGGCACAACAUCGCAGGUGUACUGGAAAGUGCAAAGUUGGUGGAUUCUCUAGUCAUCCUCGAUUGUUGCCAUGCGGCUGCGGCACGGCGGUCGAACUCGAUGACAAACAUCCACAUUAUUGCAGCGUGUGGAGCUCGUGACAUGACGGCCGGGCGCUCAUCCCCUGUUUCGCUCUCGCAAAGGCUGUCCCGGUCACUGCGGCAUUCCAGGAGCCGGGGGUUAACAACAGUCGACUGGUUCCUCCAGGCAGAAGCUAAGAAACCCGAGAACGCUCCACACGCUGUCUUCGAAACGUUCAGCGGCACUGAUAUGAUCAGCGUCAUCGAAGGAAAGACUAAGUUUUGUCCAUCUCGCAUCCCUCGACCGGUAUCGGGCUUGAGUCAGGCCCCACAGGACGUGUUUGCGUGGUUGACGCUGGAGGGACCAGGAGAUACUGCGUCGGACUUGGAAAAGGUCAUUCGCUCACUCCCGCGGAACGUGAAAGCUGAGGUCUGGGGUGCAGAUAUAUCCGAUGCUUCUACUCUCAUCGAGCUGCGGAUGAGUUGGGAAGCGUGGAUCCUGUGGACAAGCGUGGUCCACUUGGAGUUUAGGGGGGUAGUACUUGGUGUCAAUUUACACUGGCAAUAG